CCUCGAUCAACAAGGGCGAAAAUUCCACAUCAUCUGAUCUUUGUUCGCAGGCCGGCAAUGAUCAAACUUCGUAUUAAUCUUUUAAUCUCUGCUUCACGCUCUUUUUAGGACAUCGACCCCAUCAAUUCAAUACACGACCAUGGCGACCGAUGCCAUACACGCGCCCAAUGGAGCCAAGAGCCUCUCGCCACUUCCUCCCGUCAUUCACCGAGGCCUGUCAGCCAUCACCGCAUUCGGUCUGCUGUCACUGCUGUCGACCGCCGUUCUGUUUAUACAUCUCGUCUAUCGCCUAUUUCGCCGGGACAAAUCGACCUUCCCCCGCUUUCACCAGUAUCUGAUUCUUCUAAUCAACCUCCUCUUCGCCGACCUUCAGCAAGCUCUUGGAUUCGUCCUCAGUCUACAGUGGCUUGCAGACAAUGGCAUCUUCGCCCUCACUCCAUCAUGCUGGACUCAAGCGUGGUUCCUCAACACCGGCGACGUCAGCAGUUGUGUGUCCACGCUCGCAAUGGCAUGCCACCUGUUUGGUGACAUUAUUUUCGACUACCGCCUCAGCCGCAUACCUUUUCUUAUCUCCAUUGCCGGGAUCUGGACAUUUUCACUCUUUCUCGCAACUAUUGGCAUAAUAAUGCAUCCUCACGAUUUCUACAUGCGUGCUGGGAUGUGGUGCUGGAUCAACGAAGAAUAUAUGCAUGAGCGUCUGUGGUUACACUAUGUCUGGAUCUUGUUCACCGAAUUCGCUGUCGUCGGACUGUACACGACAAUGUUCAUCGUCCUGCAGCGCAGAAUCAAGGAUUUCUUCUACGUCUCAUCCCAACAUCAGAUGCGAGCUGAAUCCGCCGCUCGCUCGGUCAUCAUCUACCCCGUGGUAUAUGUUAUUUGCACGCUGCCAGCUGUCGUGGCCCGGUUGCGUGACAUGACUGGGCAUAGCGUCGGCUAUGCUGAACUCACCUUUGUAGGAGUCAUGAUGACGAGUAAUGGCUGGCUCGACGUACUCGUCUAUGCGCUGACCCGACAAAGUCUCGUCUUUGGCAUGCAAGCACCAGACGGCGAAGACGAGAAUGUCCAUGGACUGGAUACUUUCACCUCUUGGGAUCCAUAUCACCAUGAUGAGCUCCGGGACCAAUUGACAGACUUGUCACCCCCUAUGUCCUAUGGCAGUAAAGGUCGCAAAAAGGAACAGCAAGCAUUUAAUAGGAAGGACAGCAUGACGGGAUUACUUCCAGGCGACCCAUUUGCGAAACAACCUCCUGUCGUUCAGUACUACGAUCAAGGACUCGCGGCGCCACAAUCCGUGGUACGUAUCACCAGGAGCGAAGGCGAUUUGAGGAAACCUGGCAUGCGUUUCCCGCGAAGGCGUGAUCCCAGUAGAAACGUCCGAACAGCCAGUCCGGAAGAGGAGAAGCAGGUGACACUGUUGCAAUGUUCCGCGGCUCCUGGUGAGCAGAGUAAGAAUGGCAAAACUUCAGAGCAACGGCAUGAUUCUAUACAGGCUGAGGACGGCAUUGAUCCGGACGGCAUUGGGAUUGCGAUUGACGGGAUUAGGACUGCAACGGAUAGCAUUGGAAUUGCGAGGAGCGAAUCUCCAAGCACGUCUGGGAGUCACCAGGUCGUGAAGGAGCCAGCGGAAAGGACAUGAAUUGUACAGAUGACUCGGAUACCGUGGAUAGACUUGUGAUACCCCAGGGGAAGGUUUCGCUUUGUUGUCAGGACAUGAGUUUGAGUGGUGUGAUGAGUUUGUUGACUCGGCGUCCUCGCUGCACGUGGUGGCCACGCUACAUACACAAAAGUCAUGCCAUGGACUUUCGCGUAAGGUGAAACAUUGGGUAGUGGAUGAGGUGAGAUGUACAAGGGAUCUUCUCCUCCCCUGCUGCUGCUCAUGAACCCUAUGCAGGCACCGUGGUCUUCGCGAUGAUCACUAAAAUGUCCCUUGGCAAACGUCGGAUCGAAAUGCUGUCUGUGUGGAAGUGCAAUGAUGAUGGUGUCCGGGGAAGACUCGCCGCUCCGAGUUGGCAUAGAUGACACGUGCUACAUCAGCUUCUAGGAAAAACCCAAGAAGAGAACAUACGG
Cercospora beticola is the source of this 2067-nucleotide messenger RNA. RefSeq lists its product as uncharacterized. Gene Ontology annotation, cellular component: plasma membrane. Gene Ontology annotation, biological process: adenylate cyclase-activating G protein-coupled receptor signaling pathway. The record is from RefSeq and is a predicted model, not a curated record. Gene Ontology annotation, molecular function: G protein-coupled receptor activity. Lineage: Eukaryota; Fungi; Ascomycota; Dothideomycetes; Mycosphaerellales; Mycosphaerellaceae.